Molecule: messenger RNA, 777 nt
Organism: Mucor mucedo
Lineage: Eukaryota; Fungi; Mucoromycota; Mucoromycetes; Mucorales; Mucoraceae
Exons: 2
Coding region: 40-588 (182 amino acids)
Source: RefSeq, a predicted model, not a curated record
AAAAAAAAACAAUAAAAAAACAAAAAAAAUCUCCCAAACAUGAGUCCUGUAGUCCAUAACAACAACAAUAAUUCCAUUACAUAUUAUAACAAUAUGCCUCAUUAUCAUCACCAAGUUGCAUCACCUACUUCUGCUCCCUCCAUCACAACGGCAGCAAGACUAGGUCAAAUCCGGGCGCAGCUGGAACUUGCUCGAAAUUUCUAUGAUGAUUUUGAAUUUUGUCCGGUGCAAUGUUCUACGGAGGUGAUGGAACAUCGUGAUCGUGUCCAACAAAGACUAUCGCCCCAAUCAUCUCCAAAUACCUCUCCCUCCAUGUCCUAUGCUAGCCGUAGUAGCACCAGUAGCAUGAGUAGCAUCAGUAGUCAUAGCAAUAGUAGCAGUAACAAUAGCAGUGGUCAUAACACACCCAAAUCAAGACGGGCUAUUCCCAUCAUCGAUCCUUCGAAUAUGGCUCCUGUUUCUGUACCUACGCACCACUACAUGAUGAAAUCUUCCGGUUCUCCUACUUUUACUCAACAACAACAUCAUCAUCAACAUCAUCAUCAACAACAACAGCAAUUUUAUAACUAUAACGUCCUUGUUCAAUAAUUUCCCUCCAUUUUUUGUUUUGUUAUCUCUAUUUGUUAAAUACUACCACAUAUACCUUAUAUUGUUUGUUUUUCCCUUUUUUUCGCCCUAUUUUUCCCUUUCCUGUUUCAUUUAAUUAUUUCUCAUACAUAUAUAUAAAAAGUGUACAGCAAUAAAAUAAAAAAAUAAAAUUCCUUUUUGUUUAUCCAA